Messenger RNA from Coregonus clupeaformis (lake whitefish), 3134 nucleotides. RefSeq names its product rod cGMP-specific 3',5'-cyclic phosphodiesterase subunit alpha-like. Gene Ontology annotation, biological process: signal transduction. Gene Ontology annotation, molecular function: protein binding; 3',5'-cyclic-nucleotide phosphodiesterase activity. The record is from RefSeq and is a predicted model, not a curated record. Lineage: Eukaryota; Metazoa; Chordata; Actinopteri; Salmoniformes; Salmonidae. The transcript is spliced from 22 exons. The coding region runs from base 15 to 2594 and encodes 859 amino acids.
ACAGCAACUCUAAAAUGGCAGCCGUGGACAAAGACGUAGCCGAGAAGUUUCUGGACAGCAACCCUGACUUCGCCAAGCAGUACUACGAUGCCAAGUUCCGCCCGAAGGUAAUCUCUGACCUUUUCAAAGACAACAAGACUUCCCAGGUGAACACCAGCAGCUUCCACGAGCUGAGCACGGUGGAGGAGAGUGAGAUCAUAUUUGACAUGGUCAGAGACCUGCAGGACAACAUCCAGAUGGAGAAGGCUAUCUUCAACUUCAUGAAACACCUCAGCUUCAUGAUACAGUCAGAGAAGAUGAGCCUGUUCAUGUACCGGAUGCGUAACGGCACGGCCGAGCUGGCCACGAGACUCUUCAACGUGCACAAGGACGCCACCUUGGAGGAGUGCCUGGUCCAGCCAGACAGUGAGAUAGUCUUUCCCAUGGACAUUGGCAUUGUGGGCCAUGUGGCCACCACCAAGAAGACUGUCAACAUCCCAGAUGUCUCAGAGAGCAGCCACUACAGUGACUUUGUGGACCAGAUCCAAGAAUACCAGACCAAGAGUGUCCUGGCUACCCCCAUCAUGAAUGGCAAGGACAUGGUGGCUGUUAUGAUGGCUGUGAACAAGAUUGGAGCUCCACACUUCACUAAGCAGGAUGAGGAGACUCUGUUGAAGUAUCUCAACUUUGCCAACCUGAUCCUAAGAGUGUUCCAUCUGAGCUACCUUCACAACUGUGAGACCAGAAGAGGACAGGUCCUGCUCUGGUCUGCCAGCAAAGUGUUUGAGGAGAUGACAGACAUUGAGAGACAGUUCCACAAGGCCCUCUAUACCAUCAGGGAGUUCCUUAACUGUGAACGUUACUCUGUUGGCCUCCUGGACAUGACCAAGACUAAGGAAUUCUUUGACCUUUGGCCUGUGCUGAUGGGAGAGGUGCCUCAAUACGAUGGACCCAAGACUCCUGAUGGCAGAGAAAUAAACUUCUACAAAGUGAUUGACUACAUUUUACAUGGAAAAGAGGAGAUCAAAGUUAUACCCAACCCUGCUCCGGACCACUGGGCUCUGGCCAGUGGCCUGCCCACCUACGUGGCUAAGGAGGGACUGAUCUGUAACAUUAUGAACGCAGCACAAGAUGACUUCUUCAGCUUCCAAAAAGGGCCCGUGGAUAGCUCCGGCUGGAUCAUUAAGAACGUCCUGUCCCUCCCCAUUGUGAAUAAGAAAGAGGAAAUAGUCGCAGUAGCCACCUUCUACAACAGGAAAGAUGGGAAACCCUUUGACGAGCAGGAUGAAACUCUAAUGGAGUCUCUCACCCAGUUCCUUGGCUGGUCUGUGCUCAACACCGACACCUAUGACAAGUGGAACAAGCUGGAGAACAGGAAGGAUAUCUUCCAGGACAUGGUGCUGUACCACAUCAAGUGCAGGACGGAUGAGACCCAGAAUGUCUUGAAUACCAGGGAGAAGUAUGGAAAGGAACCACAUGAGUGUGAGGAGGUGGAACUGGAAGCAAUCCUGUCGGAAGUUCUACCGCCCUCUACCAAGUCGGAGCUCUUUGAGUUUCACUUCUGUGACUUUGAGCACAGUCAUCUAGACCUGGUCAAGUUAGGCAUUAAGAUGUACUAUGAGUUGGGAGUGGUGGACAAGUUCCACGUUCCCCGCGAGACCCUCACCAGGUUCUGUUACUCCCUCAGUAAGGGCUACAGGCAGAUCACCUACCACAACUGGAGUCAUGGCUUCAACGUGGGCCAGACCAUGUUCACUCUGCUCAUGACAGGUGACCUGAAGCGUUAUUACACAGACCUAGAGACCAUGGCCAUGGUAACAGCCGGCUUAUGCCACGAUAUCGACCACAGAGGCACCAACAACCUAUACCAGAUGAAGUCUGGAAACCCUCUCGCCAAGCUCCACGGCUCCUCCAUCCUGGAGAGACACCAUCUGGAGACUGGGAAGACCCUGCUGAGAGACCCUGCCUUAAAUAUUUAUCAGAAUCUCAGUCGUGCUCAGCACGAGCAUGUCAUUCAUCUGAUGGACAUCGCCAUCAUCGCCACUGACCUCGCUCUCUACUUUAAGAAAAGAACCAUGUUCCAGAAGAUCGUGGACCAAUCGAAGACCUACGAGAGCUGGGAUGAGUGGACCAAGUACAUGACGCAGCAGACCACUCGCAAGGAGAUAGUCAUGGCUAUGAUGAUGACGGCCUGUGAUCUGUCUGCUAUUGCCAAACCAUGGGACAUCCAGAGCAAGGUGGCGCUGUCUGUGGCUGCAGAGUUCUGGGAGCAGGGUGACUUGGAGAGGACUGUACUGGAGCAGCAGCCUAUUCCCAUGAUGGACAGGACUAAAUCAGCUGAUCUUCCCAAGAUGCAGUGUGGUUUCAUCGAUUUUGUCUGUGCUUUUGUGUACAAGGAGUUCUCUCGUUUCCAUGUGGAGAUCACUCCCAUGCUGGACCGGUUGCUGAACAACAGGAAGGAGUGGAAUGCUCUGAAGGAGAUACACGAAGCAAAGCUGGCUGCUCUGGAGGAGGCCAAGACGGCCAAGGAGGAGGUAGCCAUUGCAGCCACCGCAGACAAGCAGGGUAACGCACCCGAAGCAGCCCCCCAGUCAAAGACCUGUGUUGUCAACUAGAAGAGAGAGAUCCCAGAUCUGGACCAAAGUGACUGCACCAAGACAGGAGCUUUACGUCCCUGUACCCGAUAUCGGUCUACUAGAGCUGGUUAGCAUUAGCCUAGCAUAGCCUUACAAUAUACUGAACUAGAGCCGGUUAGCAUUAGCUUAGCGUAACCUUACAGUAUACAUAACUAGUACCGGUUAGCAUUAUCUUAGCAUUACAGUAUACAUAACUAGAGCUGGAUAGCAUUAGCUUAGCGUAGACUUAGCGUAGACUUACAGUAUACUGCACUGUGCUGUACAUUGACCUAUUUAUUGACCUAUUUAUGGUACAAAGCCAGAUGAUCCACAGCCUGGAGCAGUUUGUGGACAAAUUCAAACACAGCCUAUUCCUGUGCAAUGGAUGUAAAUAUUUAGCUAUUUUAGUGGAAUUACUAUAUACUUACGCACUCGUUAAUUUGGUAAUGUGAAAUUGACUUCCUUAGAAAUAUGGAAUUCAGUUAGCAAAAAAAGGUUGGGGAUCAUUUCCAUUGUCUAAACAUAGAGUGCAUUUGUAAA